This is a messenger RNA of Aspergillus glaucus CBS 516.65, 1812 nucleotides long. Its product is annotated as ESCRT-II subunit protein VPS36. The coding region runs from base 1 to 1812 and encodes 603 amino acids. Gene Ontology annotation, cellular component: late endosome membrane; ESCRT II complex. Gene Ontology annotation, molecular function: ubiquitin binding; phosphatidylinositol-3-phosphate binding. Gene Ontology annotation, biological process: protein transport to vacuole involved in ubiquitin-dependent protein catabolic process via the multivesicular body sorting pathway. Lineage: Eukaryota; Fungi; Ascomycota; Eurotiomycetes; Eurotiales; Aspergillaceae. The record is from RefSeq and is a predicted model, not a curated record. The transcript is spliced from 3 exons.
AUGUUUCUCAAGGCUCUGGACCUGACCACCGCUCUCCGUCCAUCACUCUUAACCGAUGAGACUCUAAUCUUUGUCCAGGACGCAGUGGGGUUGUAUGAAGGCAAAUACAAGGUCCCAAACUACCAAAAUGGACAUGCCUAUCUUACUUCCCACCGAAUCUGCUACGUCGCCGUGGACGAGCCCCGGAAAUACUCUGUCGGAAUCGACCUGAAGGAGAUCGAUAAACCAGACUACCAAGCCGGCUUCCUAAAGUCGUCUGCGAAAAUCGUUCUACACCCGAAGCCGGCGAAGAACAAGCUUGAUACCUCCAAAAGCGUGGGCAGUAGCCCGUCAAUACCACAAGCUUCGAAUCUUCAACCUGCCAAGACACUUACUUCGCAACUGCGUGCCUCGCAUCCAAAGUCACCGUCACCGAAGCCCGUGAAUGCUACCUGGAUUUGCCCAAUAUGCUCCUUCUCAAACCCUGUGCCAUCCAACUUUGAUCCAGCUACAGCCACGGCGUCGACUAACCUUCCCCCUUGCUUGGCAUGUGGCAUCAAACCCCCUUUCACAACGGUGAUGAAGGCUGCGAUUUCAGCGGCAGCUAAUCGGGAACCUGCAACCCCUCAACCAAGGACCGAGAGCCCUUUCCCAACUGAUGGCAGACAGCCACAAUUGCCUUCGGAGACGGGUACCUCCGUUUCUUGCCCUCGAUGUACUUUCGUGAACCAUCCGUCCCUUGCAGAAUGUGAAAUCUGUGGUGCCCCGUUGGCCUCCGUGAAUGCCUUGCAAGUGCUCAACGGUGAUCAGCGCCGUUCUGAAUCUCCUGCUCCGUUUUUCGAACAAGAUAGUAUCAAAAAUACAGAUACUGCAGAGAGCGUCAAACUUUCAUUUCGCGGAGGUGGCGAGAAGUCUUUUUACGAACGAUUAAAGAGUGCGCUGAUCCAAAGGAAAUGGCUUCUUUACGACGCUCCACCCGUGCCUAUGCCGUCGCAGGCUGCCUCAUCCCCGAGUCCUGGAGCAAUAGCGCCAGCUGCGGACACGGGAUCCCCGGUGCCUGCUCGAUCGAUGGCUGGGAUUGCAGGCCUUGAGCGACGUGGUCUUGAGGCCCGCAAGAACAACGAGUUUGUCAUUGGUAAUGCAUUUGAGGACCUUGAGGCCUUGAUGGCAUCCGCAAAACAGAUUGUUUCUCUUGCAGAAACACUGGGUAGAGAAACAGGCUUGUCUGGUGGCGAGGGAACCGUGGAAGCCAAUGCAGUCCUUUCGGAAUCCGCUGCUGCCCUAGGGAUGUCAACGACAAAAGACAUGCUUGGGUCGGGGGCGGAGAAUCUGUAUUUGUCGGAGCUGUCGCGAAACCUGGCAGAGUAUCUUACAGACGAUCGGAAAGGCGUUUUACAUAAAGAGGGUGGCACUAUGAGCCUUAUCGACCUCUGGGCCAUCUUCAACCGGUCCCGGAACGGUGUCGAACUUGUCAGCCCGGCCGACUUCCAGCGAGCAGCAGAACUAUGGGAGAAACUCAAACUACCUGUUCGUCUACGUCGUUUCAAAACCGGUCUUCUCGUAGUUCAGCGAUAUGACUGGAAUGACGAAAAGACUCUUAAGAUACUGCAAGACUGGAUGGAAGAGCUCCGGCGGAUACCACCGACUGAGCCGGUGGCGUGGGAUUGGGGUCUGUUUGGCCGCGCCGUGACGGCGCAGGAAGCCGCGCAACGCUUCAAAUGGAGCGUCGGAGUCGCAGCCGAAGAACUGGAAAUGGCUGAAGAUAAGGGGCUUCUAUGCAGAGAGGAGGGUAUCGAAGGUCUGCGGUUCUGGAGGAACUACAUCACCUCUUGA